This is a messenger RNA of Ceratosolen solmsi marchali, 744 nucleotides long. RefSeq names its product NADH dehydrogenase (ubiquinone) 23 kDa subunit (gene ND-23). The record is from RefSeq and is a predicted model, not a curated record. The transcript is spliced from 3 exons. Gene Ontology annotation, molecular function: 4 iron, 4 sulfur cluster binding; NADH dehydrogenase activity. The coding region runs from base 154 to 606 and encodes 150 amino acids. NCBI's taxonomy places the organism in Eukaryota, Metazoa, Arthropoda, Insecta, Hymenoptera, Agaonidae. Gene Ontology annotation, biological process: mitochondrial respiratory chain complex I assembly; mitochondrial electron transport, NADH to ubiquinone. Gene Ontology annotation, cellular component: membrane; respiratory chain complex I.
UUUUCUUGUUUAACAGUACUUCCUGUCGUGCACAUUGCAAAGAAAAUAGUUACUACUUCGGUUAGAAAUAAGUAUUAUUAUGUCGUACCGUUUGACGAUCCAGUAAAUUACCCUUGGAAAGACGUUACGGAAAAUGCAGUGUACAAAUUUUUGAUGCAUCAACUGCUCCUAUCGCUUGCCUUGGUGUUAACCAAAGUAUUCAGGGAACCGGCGACUAUUAAUUAUCCUUUUGAGAAAGGGCCGUUAAGUCCAAGAUUUAGAGGAGAACAUGCAUUAAGAAGAUAUCCAUCCGGAGAAGAAAGAUGUAUCGCUUGCAAAUUGUGCGAGGCUAUUUGCCCUGCGCAGGCUAUUACCAUCGAAGCUGAAGAAAGAGCCGAUGGAUCUAGACGUACAACCAGAUACGAUAUAGACAUGACUAAAUGUAUCUAUUGCGGUUUCUGUCAAGAGGCAUGUCCCGUCGAUGCUAUAGUCGAGGGGCCGAACUUUGAAUUUUCAACUGAAACACACGAAGAGCUGUUAUAUAAUAAAGAAAAGUUGUUAAAUAAUGGAGAUAAGUGGGAAGUGGAAAUAGCCUCCAAUUUACAUGCAGAUCAUUUGUAUAGAUAAAAUAACUCAACAUAAUACAAUAUAGAUAAUAGUAAAUAUGGUUCUAGUUUUAUCCGACCACAGCUUAGAACACAAAAAUCUAUUAAAAAAUUAUUAUGUUCAAAUUAUAUGUAAUGUACCUAAGUAAAAAAUAUAUUG